UAUGGCAUGAGAGUAACCCCCUCCCUCUAAAUUAUAUAUUCUCUCUCUGCCCUGCUCAUCACGCUUCUCAUCACUCUAUAAUUCAGUUUCCUUCCUUCUUCCUCCAACUUGCACACACACAAUCUCUCUCUCUCUCUCUCUCUCUCUCUCUCUCUCUCUCUAUGUAAGUUUCUGCGAGCUUUCCAUUUCAGUGUUGACGAGCUUGCGAUGCAACAAGCUGAAACACUGGUUUCAGCGUGUGCCGGCGGUUCAAUCGACCGGAAAAUCACCUGCGAGACCCUAGCCAACAAGACGGAUCCACCGGAGCGCCACCCGGAUUCUCCGCCGGAGUCAUUCUGGCUCUCGAAGGAUGAAGAACACGACUGGUUCGACCGCAACGCCCUCUACGAGCGCAAAGAAUCCACCAAAGGAAGCACAUCCAGCUCCACCACCAACUCUCAGCGAUUCUCUUUGAAUCUCAAGUCCAGGAUCAUUGGCUUACCUAAGCCUCAGAAGCCCUCCUUCACCGACGCCAAAAACCGCCGCAACCACAAGCCCUGCAACAACAUUAAGCUCUUCCCUAAACGGAGCGUUUCCGUUACGAAAUCGGUGACGUCACACGCUGAGCCGUCGUCGCCGAAGGUUUCAUGCAUGGGGAGGGUCAGAUCUAAGCGCGAUCGGAGUCGGAGUCGGAGUCUCAGGUUGAGAAACUCUCGAAAAUCCUCCAUCGACGCCGGAGAAGAAAAUCCGGGGAGAAUCGGGAGAAAACACGGUUUCUUCGAGAGGUUUCGUGCUAUUUUCCGGUCCGGUCGACGGAAAAAGGCUCACCGGGAAACUGAUUCUGCUGCGGAGGAUUCCACCGUAACGAACAGCGUUGUCAAGGCGCGGGAUAGCACGGCGAGCGUGAACGACGCGUCGUUUGCGGAGUCAAUCUCGAGCGAACCGCCCGGUUUGGGUGGGAUGAUGCGGUUCGCGUCGGGGAGGCGGUCUGAGUCGUGGGGAGUAGGUGAAUCCGAAAUCCACGUGUCUCGAUAGUAUUCGCUGAGACGUAACCGUUUGGCGACGGCAGCCAUGAACUGGGGCCCGCUUUGAUAAGCAUAUCUCGCGACUCGCGGGUCUUUCACGUGGGGCCCUGACGUGUGAGAUGGGUGACGUGGCUUGUUGAACAACUGUUUAUGAGACUGUGACUUAUUUUGAUUUUGAUUUUCAUACUACUAUAGUUUGAUUCAAUUUUGGUUGUUUUUCUCACUGUUUUAUAAGUUUUGUGAAUAUUUAAAUUUGUCAUAUUAUACCAAUGGCCGGUUGUUUUCCUUUAA
Molecule: messenger RNA, 1295 nt
Organism: Lotus japonicus
Lineage: Eukaryota; Viridiplantae; Streptophyta; Magnoliopsida; Fabales; Fabaceae
Exons: 1
Coding region: 208-1014 (268 amino acids)
Source: RefSeq, a predicted model, not a curated record